Octopus sinensis (East Asian common octopus) is the source of this 4858-nucleotide messenger RNA. Its product is annotated as ras-responsive element-binding protein 1. The record is from RefSeq and is a predicted model, not a curated record. Lineage: Eukaryota; Metazoa; Mollusca; Cephalopoda; Octopoda; Octopodidae. The coding region runs from base 392 to 4534 and encodes 1380 amino acids. Gene Ontology annotation, cellular component: nucleus. The transcript is spliced from 18 exons. Gene Ontology annotation, biological process: regulation of transcription by RNA polymerase II. Gene Ontology annotation, molecular function: DNA-binding transcription activator activity, RNA polymerase II-specific; RNA polymerase II cis-regulatory region sequence-specific DNA binding.
AAAAAAAGAAGAAAGUUGGAUAAGAAAAAGAAAUGAAACGAAGAAGAAAAGGAAGAAAAGUAGUAGUGGUGGUGGUGGUGGUGGUGGAACAGAAUGAAGUGCAACAAGCUGUACUGCGAUAUAUUAGAAAAUGAUAGAUACAGGUUGAGGAAAAGAGGGAGGGGAAGAAGUAGAGAAUCAGAGAUAAAGAUAGAUAGAUAAAGAGUGAGAGAGAGAGAGAGACUGGUGGGAGAAGAAGGCAAGUGAUAGCAACAGCAGCAGCAGCAGCAGCUAGCCUGCUGCUGCAAUAAACACUAGAUGUAGUGGUGGUGGUAGUGGUGUUACCUGGCUCGCCAACAUCCUCUAUUACGCAUGCUCAUCAUUUCAUUUACUCUACAGGUGCUCCAUCAUCAUGUCGCGUCGAAAACAGUCCAAUCCACGGCCUCUUCUUGAUUUCAAUCGGAAAAAAAGUCCUGAUGCAUCCACACAAGAUCAAACUUCAGUUCAUGUUGGAAAGUUUGAACUACAGAAAUCCAAUGGCUAUGUUGUUGCUAAGAGUGAUGAAGAGCCACAUGCACCACUUCUUAUGGAUGCCAAAAGUAUCAACAGCCCAGCUGGAGUACAGUUGAGUUCAUUGCCUGAGCAUUUCAUACUGGCACCAUCCAAACCUUCAACAUCAGCUGGUUCCAAUAACUGUUCUCCCUCACAGACCACACUUUCCAAACAUCAACUGAAAAUGGAUCCAAAUGCAGCAGCUGGCAAAGGGAAAAAAUCCAAAAUUCCUGCAAAACGUAAAAGCAGUGGCAAGAUAAUGCCAAUUGAUAAAAAUGGUAACAAUAUUUAUGAAUGUCCUCAGUGCAAAGAAAAUCUGCAGUCACUCCGAGAGUUAACCUCUCACCUCCGUUCCCAUAAUGGCAUCAAUAAUUCCAGAUCUGAUCAUGAAUGCCAUCAGUGCCACAAGAUUCUCAGCUCAUCCAGUUCUUUGGAUCGCCAUAUGUUGACUCAUUCUGGAGAGAAACCAUUCUCUUGCACCAUCUGCACGCAGUCUUUUACAACGAACGGCAACAUGCACCGACACAUGCGCACCCACGAGAAAAAGAACGAGACAAAACGAAAUUAUUUAAAACUUAAACAGAAGGGACUCGGUUCUCGAGUCGGAGCUUAUGCAGGGAAAAAUGCCAGCAGUAUCCCUUCUGCUGCGAAAAUAAACGACUUGCAUGGAGACAUUACGUCAUUGUGGAUAGAUGUACAUCCUAAGAAAAUAAAACCCAACUCACUAACUUCACCCACUAAUUUAAUUGUGCCAUCAACUCAACCAACCCAAGAUGCUCCACAGGAUCUUUCCCAGAAGUCUAACACCUCAUUACUACAACAUGAUGAUAUCAAGAGAGAGGAAUUUGGUGAUCCUUAUGAAAAUUCUUCCCUUGAAAUCACUAAAGUUGAUUUUUCAACGACCAAAUUUCCUUUGAUGUGUGUUGCUCAAGACAAGAGAAGUAUUUCCCGACAGAAAAGUUUCCAGCAUAAAUACAGCUGUACUCAGUGCUCAAGUACUUUCCCAUGUCAGAAGGCACUGGACUUGCACUAUCAAGACCAUUUCCCAGACCAGCCAACCUCUUGCUCAACUUGUAAAGUCACCUUUAACUCUACAGAGGAGUUGAAACAACAUAGCCUCCAUUAUCAUCAAGAUCGAGGCAAAGAAUGCCAGAGGGCGUUCAUGAAUUCUUUGAACCUCACUUCCUGUUCAGGAACUCGGUCUGUUUCUCCAAAAUCUGAAAUUAGUACAAGUGAAAUUGCACCUGUAAAUAAACGAAGCAAUUCUGAAAGUCAGCUGUCAGGUUUGGAAUCACCCAAAAUUUCUUUUGAAGAAGCAACUUCUCUGAAAGAUUUUGCAGAAUCCAACUUGAUGCCUGAAAAGACUAAGAAUGAUUCUAAAGAUGGCCUCCCUACUAAUGCACACCAAAGCAAGGCAGCAAGUUUGGCAUCAAAGAAGAAGUCCAGCUAUACUUGUACCUACUGCAAUCAGAUAUUUCCUAAUACAAGAGCUGCUAAAAGUCAUGAAAGAAGUCAUCUUGGUUUGUCUCCAUACCAAUGUAAAUCUUGCAGCUACUCAAGUCCGGACAAAAGCACAUUAAUUCGACACAUGAGGACCCACAAUGGUGAGCGACCUUAUCAGUGUAAACUCUGCAGCUAUCCUUUCACCACGAAAGCCAACUGUGAACGACAUGUCAAGAAGAAGCAUCAUAUCAGCACAAAGGAAGAACUGGAGCUGAAAGUGUCUUACAACAAGGAAAGUAACAAAGAAGUGCCCAAUGGAGAGGAUGCAUUCAGCUCCCCUGAUACAGUAUGUAAAUACUGUAACAUUGAUUUUAAAUACUUCCGCCAUCUUAAGCACCAUCUACGGAAACAUCGUAGCAGUGAGGAAAAACCAUUCCGCUGUAAGGAAUGUCAAAUGGGUUUCUCAACAAAAGCGAACUGUAUGCGCCAUAUUCAAAACAAACACAUUGAUAUUGAUCAUGCUAAUAUUGAGAACUAUAUCAUAGUCCAAGACCCUCUUCUCUCCAGCUUUGCUCAUGGAAGGCUUUCUCCAAGAUCUUUGUCUCUUUCCCCAAUUCCUUCACCUGGCAACAACAGCAGCAACAACCAUUCCUAUUUGACCCCUGACUCUGAUGUCAAACCACUCGAUCUACGUUCCUCAAAGAAUCAUCCAGCCAGUGCUGCCUCCCCCAGCGCCAAUAGUUCCAUUCUUGAUGACGAUGGAAGCGAUGAACCUAUUGACCUUUCCGUUAAAAAAUCCAAGAAAUCUUCCAGAAAAACUUCGAAAUCGACCGACCCUAGUUCACUGCGUGCUAAGUGCAACCUUGAUUUUCAGCGUAACCUUGAUCAGCAGUGGCACGUGAACCAACCUCACAACAACAUGGCAUUGCCAUCUGUCCAGCAGCAAGAGCAUUUGUUAAAGAAAAGUCCUCAAUAUGUCUUACAAGAAUCAAAUAGAAUUUCAUCACCUGUGGCUUUUGAUUCAGAUAAUGGUGAUCUGGCAUCUGUGAAACAGAUUCUUAGCACAGCAGGUGCAAAUACUUUCAAAGAAUACAUGAACCCUGCAGAAGAAGACCUCACUCCUAGCCAUGCUAAUGGCCAUGAAGAUAUACUGAGCCCAGAUGAAUACGAUUCUGAUUUGAUUAAUAAAAUCAAAAGAGAACCACAAGACCCAGAAGAAAAUGAGGACAAUAUAAACCUUAUUCUUGACGAAUGCAAUUCCACUAGUCUCAUUGAAUCUAAGGAGACUAUUUCCCAAGAAACGGACCAAUCCAAGCAAAAGUCCCUCAAAAAGAAACGCAAUUCUUAUGCAGAUUCCCCUCACAAACUUAAGUGUCCCUACUGCCCACGUAAUUUUCCUUGGGCUAGUUCAUUGAAGCGCCACAUUUUAACCCAUACUGGGGAGAAGCCAUUUGAAUGUCCCAAAUGCCAUGUCAUAUUUUCCACAAAAUCCAACAGAGAGCGCCAUCUAACCAGAAAACAUGGUGUUAACAUGCUUGAUCCUGCUGCUCGUCAGUCAAUGGACCGUCCCCAUAAAUGUCACCAUUGUGUCUUUAGUUCAUUUGCCACAAAAGAAAAUCUUCGUCGCCAUUAUCACGAACGUCAUCCUAACGAUCCAAUACCCGAGAAUGUCGGAUACGAUCCUGAUGAGAAAAUACUGAACCUGUCUUCCCCUUCGACCGAUCUACUGAAUAAUAAUGAUAAUAAUAAUAAUGAUAAUAAUAGAGUGAACAGUUACAAUGAGACGUUUCACUCAACAUCACAGAAUAACGGAGAAGAUUUCGAUGGUGGUCUAAAUGUUAGCAACAUCAACUAUGAAAUUGACAAACAAGGAAUGGAUGAUGAAGACCUGGUCAAUGAUGAAAAUGGUGAAGAAAUGCUUCCAGACAAUCGCCAUUGGUCACCAACAACUGCAAAACUGCCGAUCAUGAAGUUAGAAGAAAGUGCAGAAAUCAACCACUCCUUGUUAGUAAAACACCGAAAAGACCAUGAAGUGGAUUCACCAUUUAUGUGCUACCUCUGUGACAGUUCCUUUGAUGAAAGAGCCAAAUGUUUGGCCCACAUAGAACAACAGCACAACACACAAUGGCAAGUUGUUGCCGCCAAAAUAAACAUUGAUAAUAUCGAGUAUUUUUGCAACAAAAUGGACCAUAUCGUUUCUCAAAGAUGUAAAAUGUCUGCCAACGUUGAUGCUAGCCGGAAGACUGAUUAUUUAAGCAGAAAAGUUUAUUGCUCAUUCUGUGCCCAGAGGUUUUGGUUUUUACAAGACUUGCGGUGCCACAUGCGAUCUCAUACUGUUAAUAAUUUUAUUGAAGAAAACCAGGACCAAUCGAAAUCAGAUUCAGAAAUCAACAGAACAAAAGGUCAACUGCCCAUGGAAAUAGCAUUCGAGGAGAGUCAAGAGGAUUGUAAGAGUGACAUCCUUCCUGAAAUAUUGGGUCUCAAUGAAUCCGACAUUGAGAAAAUGUUAGAAAAUGCUACUUCAGGGGGUAACUUGAGUUAUAUUGCUUCAGACAAAUAAUGAGGGCAUUUUAUUGGACACAACUCCUUGUUGGAGAAAAUGAAGAAUGUUACAAAUUUCAAGAGAAAACAAGAAAAAAAACAAAACAAAACAAAAAAGACAAACCUGUUCCCUUUCUCAACUUGUUAUUUGGCUGGGAGCAUUCUUGACCCCAAAACUUGUUGGAUUCCAUAAAUAUCGGAUGAAGAUUUCGCUUAUUUUUUAUUUUCAUUUUUUUCCUGGUUUCUAUUUUUUUAAAAAACUUGUUGGAACUUCAGAGUUGAUAUUGUUUCUAAUCUUUAUUAUCAGUUUUGUUAUAAAUUAAAAAGAAAAAAAAAUAUAUAU